Molecule: messenger RNA, 6248 nt
Organism: Triplophysa rosa
Lineage: Eukaryota; Metazoa; Chordata; Actinopteri; Cypriniformes; Nemacheilidae
Gene: plppr4a
Product: phospholipid phosphatase related 4a
Exons: 7
Coding region: 374-2713 (779 amino acids)
Biological process (GO): axonogenesis; phospholipid metabolic process; phospholipid dephosphorylation
Molecular function (GO): phosphatidate phosphatase activity
Source: RefSeq, a predicted model, not a curated record
CGCGCGCUUUGAGUGAAAAUGGGUUUUUAGCACACCUCUGACGUCAUUCGGUCAGCAUUUUGCCUCUAAUCGUAUGCUUGAAGGCUGAUUUUAAAACAUUAAUAGGUGGAAGACAUCGCUAAAAUCUUCAUUACGACGUCCUCUGGGCACGGUGAUUGUGUUGUCAUGGUUUCUAAGGCAUGAUGGUAUUAGCUAUGAAGGAAUGUAGCCUGGUUUGAUACACCAUCUAUCCGUGCGUCUGUAUCCGCAGUAAAAGCGCACUUGGGGAUGGAGAAAGCGACUGCCUGAAGGCGCGCGAUUACUUCUUAUUUUUACACCGGUUGUACUUGUUCCUGUCUUUACAUACACCGUUAUAAAGGACUUACCGUUUAUCAUGUCUGCCAAGGAGAGACUCAAAGGCAAGAUGACCAAAGACAGCGUUACCUUGCUGCCCUGCUUUUAUUUCGUGGAGCUCCCAAUUCUGAUGUCCUCAGUGGUCAGUUUGUAUUUCCUGGAGUUGACGGACAUUUUUAAGCCUGUGCGAACAGGCUACAGCUGCAAUGACCGCAGUCUCAGCAUGCCUUACAUUGAGCCCACUAAAGAGGCCGUUCCCUUUCUGAUGCUCUUCAGUCUGGCUUUUGCAGGGCCGGCAGCAACGAUUAUGAUUGGGGAAGGAAUCCUAUACUGCUGUCUGGCCAGAAGAAAUCUUGCUAUCAAAACAGAGGCAAACAUAAAUGCCGCCGGCUGCAAUUUCAACUCGUACAUCCGGCGGGCUGUGAGAUUUGUUGGGGUUCAUGUGUUUGGCCUGUGCAUCACAGCACUCAUCACAGACAUUAUCCAGUUGUCCACAGGAUACCACGCCCCUUACUUCCUCACUGUGUGCAAGCCCAAUUACACCAUCCUCAACACUUCCUGUGAUGAGAACUCUUUCAUUGUGGAAGACAUCUGCUCUGGGCCUGAUCCAGCCGCCAUCAACACUGGCAGGAAGUCCUUCCCGUCUCAGCAUGCCACUCUGGCUGCCUUCUCGGCUGUGUACAUCUCCAUGUAUUUUAAUGCCACCCUGACUGACUCCUCUAAGCUCCUGAAGCCGCUCUUGGUUUUCUCCUUUAUCAUCUGUGGCAUUAUCUGCGGCCUGACUCGCAUCAUUCAGUUCAAGAACCAUGCGGUGGAUGUUUACUGUGGCUUUCUCAUUGGUGGGGGCAUAGCUGUCUACCUGGGUCUGUAUGCAGUCGGGAACUUCAAAACCAGUGAAGACACAUCUCUAAAACCGCAGCAUCCACGUCCAAAUCAACACCAGAACCAACAUCAGCAUCAGCGUCAACCGCAACAACCACAACCUCCACCACAGCCCCAGCCGGUUGUGCCUCUGCCUGCCAUGCGGGAGCCUCUGAGACCCCUACCCAACCUGAAUACAGAUCCACCACGCUUACUACCACCUAAGAGCCUUAGCAUGAGGGAACGUCCCACCUCUGCACGCUCAGAGAGCAUCCUGCUUCGCGGACCAUCCCGAGACAGCUCCAUGUCCUUGAAGAGGUCAAGCACAGAGGUGGAGUGCAUCACGCCACCCAGCCCGCUCUGCAAAGAAAGCUUUGUGACGUUUAGCAACACACUGCCUCGCGUGCACUCGACAGGGGUCGAAGAACCCGUACCUCGCCGACACGCUGCCAUCCACACUUCCAUGGACUCCACGCGUUCCAAGCAGUUGCUCUCGCAGUGGAAAACCAAGAACGAGAGCCGCAAGAUGUCACUGCAAGUGAUGGAGGGGGAAGCCAGGCACUCGCCUCAACGCAACAUGGAACUCCGUUGCAGUUCAGAGCCCUCCGCCGUGGGCUUGGAUGGCGAGUUCCGCUGUGGGCCUCCCACGCAGUACAUGAAACUUGCCGCCAGCUCUGUGCCGUUAGCCAAUCAUAACAAUACAGGUGGCCUACCGGGUGGAGCCAGGGUAUCUAUCCAAUCACGGCCCGGCUCCUCUCAACUGGUGCACAUCCCUGAGGAGACUCAAGAGAACGUGUGCUUCUCCCCUCAGGAGGAUGGUGGGGAGGUGAAUGAUUGUAUGGGUGGGAAUGCCCGCGCUAAAUGGCUAAAGGUGGCAGAGAAAAGUUCCGCUUGCAGGAGUAACAGCCAGCCACGUAUCAUGCAGGUCAUCGCUAUGUCCAAGCAGCAGGGUAUGCUGCACGGUAGUCCUAAAAGCGAGGCCAGUACGGUCAGCUGUACUGGCUCCAUCCGCUACAAAGCCUUGAUGGAUCAGGAGCCUAAUGCGGGCAUCGUUCGAGUAGAAGCCCACCCUGAGAACAGGCCUGUGGUUAAACCGCCCUCCACAGAUGGCAGCGGCUCCUGGAGGUGGAAGCCGCAGGAGCGCGGAAGCAUCCGACAGUCCCUCGAGCUCAAUGACCUCAACCGUGACUCUGAGAGUUGUGAGUCAUUGAAAGAUGGCUACAGCUCCAUCGAUGGCAAUCGGAGCCUACCUGACAUGACCAACCCGCAUCACCCGCAUUUCCACCAUCACUACCACCAACAGAGUAUCACCACCAUCCGUGUCACACCAGUGGAAGGAAGCAGCGAAGCCACCUCUGAGACGCUCUCCACCACCUCCAGUCGAGACUCCACUCUACGCAGGAAAGGCAACAUCAUCCUGCUGCCCGACAGAGGACCAAGUCCUGACAACACCAGGAACCUGCCUCACUUUUUCAAACCUUCUCCUACACCUCCUCCCAUUUUGACUUUCAAAGAGUGAAGAAAAUCUCUUUCCCGACCGUUCCCAAGAGUUGCCUUGCUCUCUGAACUUUGAAGACUUUCUUUAAAGCUUUGUAGGACAUUGAGUAGAGCCAGUCAUUCUGAAUAUCUACAUUCCCUGAAUUUGACACACUUAUACUCGCCAAACACCAAUGCUGUGCAUUUGCAGAGCACUCUCAUGGUCUCUUGUUACUACUGCAUUUAAUAAGCACAAAAUAUGUAAUUCUAGGCUGAAGGUGAUUGUGUAUCAUUUUAAACAGUACUUGCAUUAGCUUUGUUAUCCCGUCCCUCGUUUUAUUUGAAUAUGUCUGUUGUCUCAUGGCAACGUGGGUGCUUACGAAAACAUUUUCAUACCACAACUUUGUAAAUUUAUAUAUAUAUAUUUUCUCAGCAUAACUAUUUGUAUACGCACUAAACCGCUCACAUCUUUUCAUUUCUUAUGGCUGAUAAUUGUUUUCAUUCGCUUGCAAUGGAAAUAUUUAGCCUGGGGUUCGAUCAGCCCUUAGUCGAAUAGGAGAAUGCUAUUGUGAUGGAUGUUUACAGAGAUGUUUUGUUUGGUGGGGUGGAGGCGGGGGCUUGUUUUACCAUUUGCACUGUGUGUUUUGGUGACCAUGAAUGAGCUAUUUCCCUUCAGACAGCUGAAAGCGCUCUUUGCUGGCAUAGAGACAAUACAUUUCUGUAGACUCUUAAAUGCUUUCAACAUUAUAAUGCAGAGAACAAUACAUUGUUAAGACAUUAAUGUCGUAAUGCCUUUUUGUAUUAUCCGAUGAGUAGUGUUUUACUUAUAGCUAUUGAUUUGCAAGCCCCUGUACGUUUUAUUGAGCACAGUUAUGAUUGUGUUUUAUGGCUUAUUGCUGUAUAUAUACAGCAAUGUAUUGUGAAUCUUUUCCCCCCAUUUAGCCUGACAGGAUAGGGUUACGCAACCACUGAGGUACGUCCUCCUCUUCAUUUGUAAGCGUGUAGGCAUAAACAAAUGACUUAUACUCCAAACCACUGCACUUUGCAGAGAAUUUCACAAUAUAAGAGCAAUAUGAGCCCCCCAAAGUACUAUUGGGAAUUCAUUGCUUAUUUUUUUAAACGUCUAAAAGAUAGUAUUCAUAUUCAUAGAGUGCCUAAAAAAAUUAUAAUAUAGCUUUAGAUAGUGAUUAAUUACAUGUAUUUUGCAGAAACUGUGCAAAACAAAUAAUACAGUUGUUGCUGUAUUAUGGUGCAGAAUUGAUAGUUGUCUUGGAGGGUGUACUUAUUUUAAAGGGAUAGUACACCCAAAAAAGAAAAAUCUGUUAUCAUUUAACUUAUUUUCUUCAGCAGAACAAAAGAUAUUUUGGAGAAUGUUAGUAACCGAACAACGUAUCUAUUGACUUGCAUUAGUUUUGUGACCAUAAGUGAAUGGGUACCAUUCAUUAAAAUGACAAGAGGGUGAGUAAAUGAUGACAGAAUUUUCUUUUUUGAAAAUCACUUUAAAUAAGCAUCGACUGACUCUGGCAGUGCCUCUGCAUGACAAGCGCUGCAUAAACUAAGAUGUUUAAAUAAAAUACCCAGAAUAAACAAUGUUAGGAUUUGUCGUGUGAAAUGUAUUUCCAAACAGUUUUAAACUGUAUUUGUAUUUCUAGCACAUUGUUUACAUCCUUGCUAGGAUCAUCUUGUAAUAUUACCAUAAAGAUUGCCAAAUAUGAAUGUAUAUUUAACAAAGUAAUGGGUACGUUUAGCUUAUUCAUGUACAGUACCAUUUAUAUGACGCUUUUCUUUUGAAUUAAACCGUUUUUUGUUGAUUAUAUAUUUGAUGUGUGAAUCAGAACCAACAGUUUUAUAUAUGCUUGUACAGUAUAAUUGUACCACACGUUAUGGCUUUACAGUCCUUACAUAUGCAUGGUGAUUUACUACUGUAACUAAGAAAUUUGUUUUUCUUUUCUUUUGUAAAUGAUAUCUUUAAUAGUGAUGGGUGGUACAGUACCUUGGUUUAUACUCAGAAUCAUUCUGUUGAAUCAACUGAAUUAUCAUGAAAACUUUGUACCCUGUAAAUAGGUGUUUGUAACUUUGCCAGCAAACUUGUGUGAUAGUUUCAUUCAAGGAAGAAGUAUACUGUUUAGAUAUGUGAGUGUCACAAAGAUACUCGCUUUGUUAGUGCUUUUGUUCAGAGAAAUGGCUUUUUGAUUGAACAUUUCAAACAUAUUGACAGAUAUUUGGAAGUUGCGCCUUUGUGGGGUUUUAAUUAGCAGUGUAUUUUGACUGAGGAUGAAAUGUCUUAAUAUAUAUUGAAAUAAAUGUUUGGUAUGAGAGCCAAAACAAGCAUUCCACACUGUCUUCUUACAUGGUGUCUUAGAAGAUCAAAAAUGCACUGUUUUGCUUUUACAAAUAAUUCCACACAAUGUUAAAAACUGCGAUCCACUGUGAUACCUUGCAUUUACUAUUACCUUGCGUUAUGCCCCUUGGCACAGUUUUACACUGGGUACAUAACGUUUUGGAUAAAAUACAAACCUCCAGGAAAUCAAGUCAAAAGCAGGGAAAAUGGGUCUGGUUAACAUUGCUGAAUCCAAUCAGUGGGAUUUAAGUAGGUCAGAAAGCUGACCUAAAUCGAGGAAGAGAUUCUUAUGUUCCUUCAUCUCACAGCCUCCCCUGAAGAGCAAAGGCAGUGUGUUGAAAGUGGAGACUAAGAGGCCAGUAGUGAAUGAAUAGGCUUGUAAUGUACAGAGACAAUAGUAACGAAGAAACCAAAGCAGAUAAAAUACUGAUUGACAGUGCUGCAACUAGACACCUCUAUAUGGAGGCAUCAAUUGCUUUCAAGCAUGGUCUUGUGUACAUUAUGUUAUUGACUCCACCAUAAAGGCAAGAGCCAUUUCUCAGUAGGAACUGUAACAUUAGCAUUUAAAUAUCUUAUCUGGCUAAUACAAAAAAAUACAGAGCAUUUGUUCAACAAAGUAAGUCAUGUCAUUUCUUGAUGUCCUUUCUUCCAUGAAUCUGUCACUUCAAACUUAUCUGACAAAGUGAACCACACAUUGUGUUUAUUAUGCUUGUGUGAUCAGCAAGUAAGUUGGCAGAGAAUAACAUAUCAUACAAAGCAUGCAUCCACACACAUUAUUUGACAAAGUGGGUGAGGAACCUAGUUUUGUCACAUUUACAACAGACAGUCUAUAGUUCUCAGACAGCUUUUUAUUGCUCCAGUAAAUGUUUAUAGGAUUUUGAUAUGGCCCACUAUUUCCUGUUAUCUUUUUGACUGUCUUGCAUUUCAAAGACUAUGGAUGGGCUUUUUUUGGUAGUAGAAAUGAUAAGACAUUUGGAUAUGGUAUUACCUUCAAGUCCAGUGUCUGUUGAAUUUCAACAGAAACAAACCUGGAGUGACAAAGUCAUCCAACAGCAAUGUGAAAGACUGAGAGAAUGCAAAGAAAGUUGUGAAAAAAAUCAGGCUUUUCUUCAUUAUAUACUUAUUUUUGAACUGAUCCUAAAAUAGCCUACAUGUAAAACAUUAGUAUUGUGUUGUUUAAACAUGAAUAUGAACUUGUUUUCUUUGCAUUAUUCAUAUCUACAAACGUUUCGUCUUU